GGCGGCGGCGGCUGCGCGCGGAGGCGGUGGAGGAGGUGCUGGGAGCAGCCCGGUGGCCGCUUCCCGCCCCCGAGCCGGAGCCGGUGCGAGUGGAGCAGAACUGAGGUCGGGCCGCGAGUGGAGCCGGCUGAGCGGGCGCCGAGCUCCCGCCAUGGCCCGGAACACGCUGUCCUCACGCUUCCGCCGGGUGGACAUCGACGAAUUUGAUGAGAACAAAUUUGUGGACGAGCAGGAGGAGGCGGCGGCGGCGGCGGCGGAGCCAGGCCCGGACCCGAGCGAGGUGGACGGGCUCCUGCGGCAAGGGGACAUGCUUCGGGCAUUCCAUGCAGCCUUGCGGAACUCUCCCGUCAACACCAAGAAUCAAGCUGUGAAGGAGCGAGCCCAGGGCGUGGUGCUGAAAGUGCUCACAAACUUCAAGAGCAGCGAGAUUGAGCAGGCCGUGCAGUCACUGGACAGAAACGGUGUUGACUUGUUAAUGAAGUACAUUUAUAAAGGCUUUGAGAAGCCCACAGAAAAUAGCAGUGCAGUGUUACUCCAGUGGCACGAAAAGGCCUUAGCAGUAGGAGGACUAGGCUCCAUUAUAAGAGUUCUUACAGCAAGAAAGACUGUUUAAAAAAAAUAAAAAGACUCAUGUACCUUGAGAAGAAUUCUGGAUGCCCAGGCUGGUGAAGAAGGGAUUGACAAUGGACCAUCUUCCUAGGAACUCCCAAGUAAACUAUUUCAGGACAUGUAUCUGCUGAAAUGUAUUUUAUUUUGAAGGUGGAGGGAAAAAUCGUCUAUUUCCUAAAUCCUGUUUAGGAUCUGAUAGUCUAUGCCUUUGUCUCCGAGUACUGCAGAACUGACAUUUUGACGAUCUACCAGAGUGGCGGCUGGCGUUGGUCAGGUGCGCCUGUGUGCACUGGGGGAGGGAUGGUUUGGGCAGGUGCAGAUCCAAGGGCUGUGGUAAAUGGGAGAGCUUGUGUUUUUGAAGUGGAAAAAAACCCAAGAGUUUGUACAGACAUCCCGUCUUCCCAGAGAAGGUGGACACUCUUGGGCUCAUUGUAAAGUGCCUGCUGCAUCAAUAAAGCUCUUGGCUUAUUAGUAUAUACAUUUCGGUGUGUUUCAUAUAUGUAAAAAAAUGGUAAUGAAUGAGAGUUCAGUUGUUCCGGAAACCCGACGUGGGAGGAGUAGACCUGUGCCCCUGUUGAGUCACCCGUAGGAGCGAGCAUGGCAAUCCACAGGCCCUCUGCCACAGGACGCCAGCCUUGGCCUCAGAGCCGCUGGCUGCUGCAGAGAGGUGUUUGCUGAAUGAACUAUUUAUUGUUUCUUACUCCUUUGAUUUGUAUGUAAUUAAUUUUGGAGCUUAUUUAAUUUAAUAAAGUGCCAAACAUUUAAUAAUUGA
Molecule: messenger RNA, 1381 nt
Organism: Rhinopithecus roxellana (golden snub-nosed monkey)
Lineage: Eukaryota; Metazoa; Chordata; Mammalia; Primates; Cercopithecidae
Gene: ARPC5L
Product: actin related protein 2/3 complex subunit 5 like
Exons: 4
Coding region: 152-613 (153 amino acids)
Biological process (GO): Arp2/3 complex-mediated actin nucleation; cell migration; regulation of actin filament polymerization
Cellular component (GO): actin cytoskeleton; Arp2/3 protein complex; cytoplasm
Molecular function (GO): actin filament binding
Source: RefSeq, a predicted model, not a curated record